Molecule: messenger RNA, 1221 nt
Organism: Arabis nemorensis
Lineage: Eukaryota; Viridiplantae; Streptophyta; Magnoliopsida; Brassicales; Brassicaceae
Source: the annotation of a GenBank genome assembly
AUGCUGCUCUUGAAUCUCCGACUGGUACUGGAAAAACCAUGGCAAUUCUCUCUUCAAUUAUUGCUUGGUUGCGUUCUAACCCUUUCAGAACCGACUCCAAACCUCGAAAAAUCUUCUACUAUUAUAGAGGUUAUCAAUGAAUAUAAGAAACUGAAUCCAGUCGGCUUGACCAUGUCUAUACUGGGUUCAAGAUCAAAAUUCUGCAACAAUCAGGCUGCACGUGACUCGGCUGAUUCACUUAGACAGAACACGGGGACGGAGAAUCCGAGUUGUUCAUUCUUUCAAGGCAAUACGUUUUCCAUGUUAACAAUUCCUACACUUCAUGACAUUGCGUGUUCACAUAAUGGUAUGCAGGAGAUUUUCGAGACAGCAUACAUCAAUUUCUGUCCCUACUCCAAUAUAGAAGACUUCGCUUGUGACGUUGGAAGCUUUGAACUGGAAGUGAAUACUCUUAACUUGUUGGAGGCUGAAGUCAACAAUAUGAUGUUAGUAAAGCUAAGAAAUCAUAUUCAGAGGACUUUGUCACCGAUCGAUGCCUUUUCAUCUGAACUUGGGAUCCAGUUUGACACUGUCUUUGUGGCUCCACAUGUGAUUAAUGUUGCUCAACAAGUCUGGGCUGGUGCGAUCGUCAAUGUUCCUAAUUAUCAAGACCUAAAAGUAACCUAUGAGAAUGCUCAACGAAUUUCAGUCCAGGGAAUGCCUUGGAAGACAUAUGCACCACUGUACCACGUGGCUCUCUACUCUUCUUUCCUAGCUUUGAUUUGUUGGACAAAUUCUGUGCUCGUUGGAGACAAACUGAAAGAUGGGAUAAGCUCAAAUCAAAAACGAAUCUUUUUGUUGGUUGCAGAAGGCAUUGAUUUCAAGGAUGACAUGCCAAGAGCAGUGCAGGCGUUCAGGGCUAUAAAUCAGGCGGCUGGGGGAUGCAUCCGACACAAAUAUGACUAUGGAGCAAUCAUUUUACUAGAUGCGCGGUACGAUGAGGAAAGGAGUAGAAUGUUUGCCUCGGAGUGGUUUAGGAACUCAAUCAGAAAGUAUACGGAUUUCAAGAGUUCUUUGAGCGACCUAGCAUCUUUCUUCAAGAACGCCAAGAAUCAAGCAAUGCUUGGCGUUCGCAAUGAGACGGUCCGCGAAGAAUCAUUAUCCUCUAGUUCUAAAGUGAUCAGUACCGCAUUUUUUGUUUUGGUUCUAGAAGGAAAGACUUUCUCAUGGAUGUGUGGUUAG